AUGAGAAUACGCAAUAAAACGCUAAAUGAGGAGGAAAUUGCGACGAUAUUGUUGUACACACUGAAGGGCCUGGAGUAUUUACACUCAAGACGGAAAAUCCAUAGAGACAUAAAAGCUGGAAACAUAUUGUUAAACACAGAGGGCCACGCCAAGUUAGCAGACUUUGGUGUGGCUGGGCAACUAACGGAUACAAUGGCCAAGAGGAACACAGUGAUAGGCACACCCUACUGGAUGGCCCCAGAAGUGAUACAGGAGAUAGGCUAUGACUGUGUGGCUGACAUUUGGUAGUUUAGGU
Messenger RNA from Liolophura sinensis, 295 nucleotides. RefSeq names its product serine/threonine-protein kinase 4-like. The transcript has 3 exons. The record is from RefSeq and is a predicted model, not a curated record. The coding region runs from base 1 to 288 and encodes 95 amino acids. Gene Ontology annotation, biological process: protein phosphorylation. Gene Ontology annotation, cellular component: cytoplasm. NCBI's taxonomy places the organism in Eukaryota, Metazoa, Mollusca, Polyplacophora, Chitonida, Chitonidae. Gene Ontology annotation, molecular function: ATP binding; protein serine/threonine kinase activity.